Molecule: messenger RNA, 1230 nt
Organism: Fusarium vanettenii 77-13-4
Lineage: Eukaryota; Fungi; Ascomycota; Sordariomycetes; Hypocreales; Nectriaceae
Exons: 4
Coding region: 1-1230 (409 amino acids)
Biological process (GO): regulation of glucose metabolic process; protein phosphorylation
Cellular component (GO): mitochondrion
Molecular function (GO): pyruvate dehydrogenase (acetyl-transferring) kinase activity
Source: RefSeq, a predicted model, not a curated record
AUGUCGUGGAAGGCUUCAGAACGUUUGAUGGAUACCAUCCGGCAUUAUGCCAGGUUUCCCGCCACUGGUGUCAGCUUGCGCCAGAUGGUGCAGUUUGGCGAGAAGCCCUCGGUCGGAACCCUAUUCCGAGCUUCCCAAUUCCUCGCCGAGGAGCUACCAAUUCGCCUGGCCCACCGCGUGCAAGAGCUUGACGAGCUCCCAGAUGGUCUCAAUGAGAUGCCCUCGGUGAUCAAGGUCAAGGACUGGUACGCCCAGUCUUUUGAGGCCUUCCGCCUCCCUCCCGCGACCCCCAAUCCCUCAAUUGACGAGGGUGAAUCCUCGGGAUGGGGAGGUCUCCAGAAUGGAAACGGCAACGGAAAGAAGGCCGUGACGCGGCGUUACUUUGCCGUCGUCGACGACACGGGCGAUUGGCCCGCCGACCUGCACCUCUACAACCAACGCUUCGCCCAGACUCUCCACGACAUCAAGCGCCGUCAUGAUGGCGUCGUCACUACUAUGGCCCAGGGUAUUCUCGAGUACAAGCGCCGUCGCCAGCGAAUGCAAAUCGACAGCACCAUUCAGUCCUUCCUCGACCGUUUCUACAUGUCCCGUAUCGGUAUUCGUAUGCUCAUCGGCCAACACAUCGCCCUAACGGACCAGAGCCAUCACCGAGAUCCUACCUACGUCGGAAUCAUUUGCACAAAGACCAACGUCCAGGACCUCGCCCAAGAAGCCAUUGAGAACGCCCGAUUCGUCUGCGAAGAUCACUACGGCCUCUUUGAAGCCCCCAAGGUCCAGCUCGUCUGCAACCCUAGCCUCAACUUUAUGUACGUUCCCGGUCACCUGUCACACAUGCUCUUUGAGACCCUCAAGAACUCGCUGCGCGCCGUCGUCGAAACCCACGGCAUGGACAAGCAGGCCUUCCCUGUGACAAAGGUUAUUGUGGCCGAGGGCAAGGAGGAUAUUACCAUCAAGAUUUCUGAUGAGGGUGGUGGUAUCCCUCGAAGCGCCAUUCCUCUCGUCUGGACCUACAUGUACACCACUGUCGACCGCACGCCGAGCCUGGACCCUGAUUUCGACAAGAGCGACUUCAAGGCCCCAAUGGCUGGAUUCGGAUACGGAUUGCCCAUCUCACGUCUAUACGCGCGCUACUUUGGCGGAGAUCUAAAGCUCAUCAGCAUGGAAGGAUACGGCACCGAUGUCUACCUCCACCUGAACCGCCUGUCCUCGUCGUCCGAGCCCCUCCAAUAG